This is a messenger RNA of Stegodyphus dumicola, 869 nucleotides long. RefSeq names its product WASH complex subunit strump (gene Strump). Lineage: Eukaryota; Metazoa; Arthropoda; Arachnida; Araneae; Eresidae. Gene Ontology annotation, biological process: endosome organization; regulation of actin nucleation; endosome fission. Gene Ontology annotation, cellular component: endosome; WASH complex. The record is from RefSeq and is a predicted model, not a curated record.
AAAGGGGCGUUAGUUUUGUUUUUGAAGGAAAUAAAGCGCUAACGAAUUCUGAAUUAUGUAACUAAUGUGAAAAAUUCUUCAUCUGUGCGUUGUAAAAAGGAAUAGUUAAUAUCGUUACGUUAUUAGUUAUGGUUGAUUUCCUUGCUGAGAAUAAUGCCUGCGGGCAGUAUCUUUUAAGACUUGUCUCCCGCGGAAAUGCUAUUAUUGCUGAGCUUCUUCGAUUGUCCGAUGUCGUGCCUCAAGUUUUCCGUAUGGAAGCGAAAUCUGACAUUCAGAAAUAUGGUGAUGUCCUCUGUGAUUUCAGCUACUUCACAAUGUCUGACUUUUACGAAAAUAAGAUCGAGUCAAAUCCUCAACUCCAAGAUAGAGAUGAAGAAUUUAAAGAAAAUUACAUUGAUAUUUUGACAAGAUUUUACUUAGCAUUUGAAAGUGUUCAUAAAUAUAUUACUGAUUUAGGAAGGUUUUUAGAGGACUUGGAUGAAGGAAUAUAUAUUCAACAAACUCUUGAAACUGUACUUGCUAAUGAGGAUGGAAGACAGUUAUUGUGUGAAUCAUUAUUUUUGUGUGGAGUAAUUCUGUUGGUUACCGAUCAGAAAAUAGAUGGAAUAGUAAGAGAAAGAAUGCUUGUUUCUUACUAUCGUUACAGUGCUCAAAGAUCUAGCAUGGAUUCUAAUAUAGAUGAUGUGUGUAAGUUAUUACGUAGUACAGGCUAUAGCACUGCACCUGGAGCAAAACGGCCACCAAAUUACCCAGAUGAUUAUUUUCGUGAAGUAUAUAAUUCUUCAGAUAGUGAUGUGUGCUGUUCUUUCAGUGACUGCAACAUGAAAUUUAUUGUUGCAUUAGCUGUUAAUAAAUUAGAAUCUCUCUGA